Molecule: messenger RNA, 1530 nt
Organism: Cladophialophora bantiana CBS 173.52
Lineage: Eukaryota; Fungi; Ascomycota; Eurotiomycetes; Chaetothyriales; Herpotrichiellaceae
Exons: 4
Coding region: 1-1530 (509 amino acids)
Biological process (GO): tetrahydrofolylpolyglutamate biosynthetic process
Cellular component (GO): cytoplasm; mitochondrion; cytosol
Molecular function (GO): ATP binding; tetrahydrofolylpolyglutamate synthase activity
Source: RefSeq, a predicted model, not a curated record
AUGGCUCAAAACAGUUCGGCAACAUGUUUCAAAAGAACAUAUGAGAACGCGCUGAAACUUCUCGAAACUAGGAGAAGAAAAGUCAGGCCCAAGCAUGUAGCUAACGCUAUUCCCAAUACCACCAACAAGACUUUCACUGAAGCUCGUUCGUCUCUCCGCGGGACACCGAGCAUUACAGGCAUGAGCAUCUGGCUGCAGAAGAUAGGCUAUACGGAUACCGAUGUAGCAGCCUUGAACAUUGUCCACGUCGCUGGGACGAAGGGCAAAGGCAGUACUUGUGCCUUCACUCAAUCUCUCUUACAAGAAUGGGGCAAAAGAACAGGGUUCCCAAGCAAAAUUGGUCUCUACACUUCACCUGAUCUUACAUGCAUUCGAGAACGGAUCCAAGUUAACGGGAAACCGAUCUCAGAGGAUUUGUUCACCAAGUACUUUUUCGAAAUCUGGGAUCGGUUGUUCUCACAGGAUGAUAGAAUCGUUACCGACGGUGAAAGGCAGCCUCGAUAUCUGCAAUUCAUGGCUUUGCUAGCCGUUCACACCUUUUUUCGGGAGGGGGCCCAAGCGGCCAUCUUCGAGACCCAUCAUGGUGGCGAGUACGACGCUACAAAUGUUGUCUCUGCACCCGUAGUGACCGGAGUAACCUCCAUCGGACUAGAUCAUCUGGCUCAGCUGGGCCCCAGUAUUGAGGACGUGGCUUGGCACAAGGCAGGUAUCUUCAAGAAUGGAUCUCCUGCUUUCUCUGUUCCGCAGCUUCCCGCAGUCGAAACUGUGUUACGAUCUCGGGCAGUUGAAAAGGGCGUCCAGUUUGAAGUCGUUCCAGUCAAUCCUUCUCUGCCUCUCCAUGCAAACGCGUUGCGUGCGCCGGUGCAGCGAAUGAAUUGUUCCUUGGCCAUCGCGUUGGUCAACGCUUUCCUCUCCAAAAAGAGCCCCAAUGAGGAAACGGAGCUUAGCGAUCAAGAUAUCGCGAGAGGUGUCGAGAACUUUUCAUGGCCUGGCCGAUUUGAGGUGAUCAAAACGUCCAGAUGUACUUGGUUCCUCGACGGAGCUCACAAUGAGUUGAGCAUUGGGCAAGCGGUUGAGUGGUUUGCUGAGAUGACGAUGGCUUCUUCUGAGCGGGAUGUUUUCCAACAAACUUCCCCGUAUAUGAUCAUCUUCUCCCAUAUGUCGGAAGAGCGAGAUGGCCCGUCGUUGUUAAGAGCAUUGGCGGCUGCGGUCGAGCGGAGUGAUAUACCGUGUCCUGAGAUGGUGUUUACAACGUACCAGGAACGACGUGAUGGGAAGAUUCGACCCGAUAAGACUUUGAAACCUCCGGAAAACUGGCUGGCCGAUCUUCCGAAACAAUACUGCGACUUAUGGAGGGCGAUUCAUCCUGCUGCAAAGACCAGGUACAUACCCUCCAUUGAGGAAGCAUUGGGAUAUGCAGACAGUGCCAGCUCUCAACGCGGGAGUUUGCAAGUUUUGGUGACUGGCAGCUUGCACCUGGUCGGUGGCGCACUUUACUUGCUGCAACGGUGGAAAACGGACGAGCACUGA